Molecule: messenger RNA, 1422 nt
Organism: Halteromyces radiatus
Lineage: Eukaryota; Fungi; Mucoromycota; Mucoromycetes; Mucorales; Cunninghamellaceae
Exons: 10
Coding region: 69-1403 (444 amino acids)
Molecular function (GO): nucleic acid binding; zinc ion binding
Source: RefSeq, a predicted model, not a curated record
CUCUCACUGCUUUUUUACCUCGUCUUUUGCUCCAUUGAUAUCUUGAAUCAAUUUGAGGAACACGCAUUAUGCCUGAUCUGUUUCCACUAUUCGAUCCUGAAUUAGAUAUCUCAUACCUUGAUAUCUUUCAGCCAUUACCUCUCCGACCAUACCAACGUGCAAAUGUCGAUCGAUCCUCCAAGAUCUCUUAUACACACGAUACCACGACAACCAAACCAACUUCAACACAUACCACAACUACAACAUCAAAGUUCACCACAGGAAACAACAACUUUUACUGCAAGGAGUGCAAGAAGAAAUUCAACAAUGAUGCCACCAUGCAAAACCAUUUGAAAAGUGCAAAACAUCUAGCAACUGUCAAAAAAGCUUCUGGUGGAAAAAAGUUAGCUACAACAACCAAACAAAGUAGUGGUAGUGAUCAAAACGAAUUCAUCGAUCCUGCAACAACAGAGUCAUUACGGAAAAUGGAUAGUAUUGGCAAUCUGUCACCUCAACAAGCUGUACCUUCCUACUUUGAAGUAUCUCGAGAAUUUUAUAAGCAACGACGACCUCUUUAUACAGCAAAUGCAUUAUCUGCUUUGAUAUCUUUAAAUCAAGACAUAGAUAUUCAUUGGGAUGCUCAGUUGGUACUGGCUCGAUUAUACUGCAUAUACAAUGGUCAAAUGGAAUUGGCGUACGAUAAUUAUUUAAAUGUAUUAGAAGGCAAAUGGGGAAUCAAGAAAAACGAUCUAUUAUUAUUGGCCAAGCAAUGUGGAAAAAAGGAUGCGAUGGAAUUCAAAGAAAUAUGUCAUCAAGCUGCAAAAAGUAUAUCACAAUCAUUAUAUUUAUUGUCCUUACUAGAGGAAUGUGCUGGUGCUUUUGCUCAAAAGGGUACUAUAGUGACGGGAUAUGAUAAUAUAGCAGAAAAACUGGCAAUUGUAUUUUAUGAAUUUGCGUUUACUAUCAGUCCUGAUAAGGAACGAUCUUAUUUAUUUUGCCCCAUGAUAUCGCAGAUUUAUGAUGCAAUUGGAUUGACUUUAUGUUCAAUGGAUACACAAUUGUUUUAUGGAACUCACAUGGCAAUGACAGGUCUUAAAUAUGAAUCCAUGGUACUUUUAUUCUCCCUUUUUUUAAAGGCGAUAGAAAUAGAUGAUUAUUUACGAAUGGAUAAAAUUUAUCAACACAUUUUAUCAUUGAAUGGUAUCAUUUAUCCCGAUGUAAAGUUAUUAUCAAAAAUUUCUGUGGCUCGGUGCAACCUUGAUCAAGCCUCCCUGGACAAUGAUUUGAAGAGCGACAUUGAUCAUAUUGAACUAUUAUUGUUAACAAAUACAGCUGAUUCUCAUUUAUUAUUAUUAGAUUCCUUAGAACAUGGAUUGCAGUUAGAUUAUUUGAAUAGAUUACGUCGUUGUCUUUUAUUAGAUUAAAGAUAUUCUUUUUUAUUUA